AUGUCUUCAUCCUUCUCGUCGCAACCCCGUCCCGUCGCCAUGUCUGGCUUUUCGCAACCCUUCAGGCCUCCCACCAGCGAAGGCCGCAACGGCGCUACCACCUCAGCCUCGUCCAACAACCUGACCAAAUGGCAAGGUACAUCAAAUAUCUGGAGCACCAGCUUCAGCUCGUCAGCUUCCACUGCUCUUCCGACCACCGGUCCCAGAAAUAGCCUUAGUUUUGGCACUCACAAUGGAAAGCUCAGCGGAAAGGACACAAUCGAGGGUAGAAGCGGCUCGAGCCAGCUUAUCGAAUCCUCCAUCAGUGACGAGUACGGCACAUUUCGUUCUGGCUCUUUCGGAAAGCGCGAAGAUGCGAUCCGUCUUGGAGGACCACCAUCCAAGCCCAGCGACGUCGCAUUCUCUCAGCAUCGCAGCAACAGCAACUCAGGUCUGCCUCAAGCCUACGCCGGAGCUGCUCGUGGCUCCAUGUCCUUCUCUGCUUCUUCUAGACCAGCCACCAGUGGCAUCGGCUCAACGACAUCUAUGGCGCCAAAAACACAGUUGAGUGGCACUUUUGACUCGCCUUUGUCUUAUACGGCCGACGCUCCUGCGGUCUACACCAAGUUUGACCGGACAGCUAAGCCCGCUACCUCCCGGCCAACCGAUUCGGCCUACGGCGAGUGGAUAGAUGGCGGCAGUAUAACCCAGUCUCCUGUUGAUGAAAGAAGACGUCCUUCUGCCACAGGCUCUUUCCACGGACUUCCCAGCGCUCCUCCAUCGCGCAACCACAGUUUACCACCUUCGCGACACAGUGAUAUUCAGCCUGCCUGGCCCAUUACUACCAAAUCCGACCAGUUCUCUUCCUCUCAACCGCCCACGAACUCUCUCCGCGUCAACAGUUUCUCUUCAACUUCCAGGCCCAGCGGUAGCUUUGGCGCCGCUGAUGCUCAAGCGGCCCCCCUGGCUCAUUUUCCGCAGUUGAGUUUACAAGAAGACCCUCACAGUUUCGCCGUCUCAAGACCCUCCUUCUCUAUGCCUACCGUUGCCAAACAGCCUGGGCACCUAGGGACUGACACUCGCAAUUCUUCGGCCGAUCAGUACGACGAUGUCGAGCAGAUAACUCGUGUGCCUCCUACCUUCGCCUCUGAUGCCUACCCUACCGCGGUCCAGACACCAGUCGAUUAUCCUGCCUACCGCAUGUCACAAUACUCCGAACGCUCUCUCAUCUACAAUCCCAGGAACGCAAACUCAAGCACUCCACCUUUCGUCAACCAGAGGUUCCAACAGCAACCACCUCAAGAGUUAGAUCCUCGGUACCUGCUGAAUCUGCCAUACUCUUCUGUGCCUGGUGGCUACUACUCUUACCAUCUUCCCAAUGGUUCUGCCAUCCACAACAUUCCUGCGAUAUACCCUCCUAUGCAUGCGCAGAUGUCAUUCAGCGGUGUGCCGACCAUGCCUUCUCCUAGAGGUCCACGCGAACUUGAAUCUGGCCAUAGUCUGCGCAGUGCUCUUCUAGAAGACUUCAAGCAGAACCACAAGACCAGACGUUACGAGCUCAAGGAUAUAUUCGAUCAUGUAGUAGAAUUCAGUGGUGACCAGCAUGGAUCACGCUUCAUUCAACAGAAGCUGGAGACGGCCAACAGCGACGAGAAAGAACGUCUCUUCCGAGAGAUACAGCCCAACGCCAUCCAACUCAUGACCGAUGUAUUCGGAAACUACGUCAUCCAAAAGUUCUUCGAACAUGGCGACCAAAACCAGAAGAAGAUAUUGGCCAACAAGAUGAAGGGGCGUGUUCUGGAAUUGUCGCUGCAAAUGUACGGAUGUCGUGUUGUGCAAAAGGCUCUUGAGCAUGUCCUCAACGACCAACAAGCAUCACUUGUUCGCGAGCUCGAAAAGGACGUCUUAAGAUGCGUCAAGGACCAGAAUGGAAACCACGUCAUUCAGAAGGCCAUUGAGCGCUGCAGCGAGAACGAUAUAUCUUUUGUCUUCCAGGCUUUCACUGGUCAGAUCCAACAUCUCAGUGUUCAUACUUAUGGAUGCCGAGUCAUCCAGAGAUGCCUCGAGAACUGCGAGGAAAUGACACGGAAAGCUAUUCUCGCGGAACUACACGAUUGCAUGUCCACCUUGAUCGGAGAUUCAUUCGGCAACUACGUGGCACAACAUGUUGUCGAGUACGGUUUCUUGCCUGACCGGCAAAGAGUUCUUGAGCUUGUACUCAAGGGUCUAGAAGGCUACAGCAAGCACAAGUUCGCAAGCAAUGUUGUAGAGAAGUGUCUUACACAUUCCAAGGAGGCAUGGAAGCACGAUGUCAUCGGUGUCAUUGUGCGCAACAACAACCGCGAAGGAGAAAGUAUGCUGCUCGGUCUGAUCAGAGACAACUAUGGAAAUUACGUGAUUCAAAAGCUCUUGGAACUUCUAAGCCAGCAAGACUUUGAUCACUUCAUCGAAAUUCUCCAGCCAGAACUCGCAAAAGCCAAACGAACAGGAUGUGGCAAACAAGUCACCGCGAUUGAAAAGCGCAUGCAGAGACCGUAUGACCAGAGUCUCCUCCCCCACCAGGCUGUAUUUGGUAGCAGAACCAUCUCACAGAACACGACGCCUCCACCACCACCUCUGACUGCUGAUCAGCGUAGCCUUCAGACCAGUUCUGUCGGUAGCGUUAAUGGGGACGCUCUUGAAGGUGCCACUAGCAGCCGCAAAGGCUCUGUCGAACAUGUGGUUCCUACCGUUUUCGAAGCCUAG
Aureobasidium musti is the source of this 2724-nucleotide messenger RNA. Lineage: Eukaryota; Fungi; Ascomycota; Dothideomycetes; Dothideales; Saccotheciaceae. The record is from the annotation of a GenBank genome assembly.